This is a messenger RNA of Penicillium longicatenatum, 2550 nucleotides long. RefSeq names its product Zn(II)2Cys6 transcription factor. The record is from RefSeq and is a predicted model, not a curated record. Gene Ontology annotation, biological process: regulation of DNA-templated transcription; DNA-templated transcription. The transcript has 4 exons. Gene Ontology annotation, molecular function: zinc ion binding; DNA-binding transcription factor activity, RNA polymerase II-specific; DNA binding. Lineage: Eukaryota; Fungi; Ascomycota; Eurotiomycetes; Eurotiales; Aspergillaceae. Bases 1 to 2550 code for a protein of 849 amino acids.
AUGAGGAAAAAUGAAAAUGCUGUCAAUUCUCCUGAGAAGGGCCUAGUGUCACAAAACAGCAUGCAAAAUAUCCUACCUGAAGCUCUCAGUCUUCAUUCCUUCCAGCCAACCUCGGUCGCCAACACAAAUUCAGCACUUGGAACGAGUUGGGUGAAACAGGCUGUUUCUACCAAUAGCAAAGUUCCCAUCCCCCGCCAUCGACCAAGCACUGCGCCGCGAUACAACCAUCGAGUGCCUCGAGCUUGCGAAUCCUGUCGGCAGCGCAAAACGAAGUGCAGUGGCGACACCCCGGUGUGUCAGCAGUGUCAAACAUCAAAAGGAACAUGUCUAUACCCUUUAGCGUCGACGGAGAAAUUAAAAAAACAAGUCAAAAAACUGUCCGAAAAAGCGCAAGAUUACGAGAACAUGUUGAAGGAUUUGGGAAACCUCGUUGACACCCGCACUACGGAACGAAUCACGAACUUACUGAGCAAGGUUCGAUACGACUCUGUCGCAGAAGAUGCCCCCUCGUCUCAUAGUGUAACAUUACAUGAUGAGCUUCCCAAUGAGCCAAGCUCGCCCUCGUCUAUUGGCUCACUUGAAGAGAUUGACCGAGUAGAAGAAGACCUUAACCGCAAUAAAAUCUCAAGGGCAACUGGGUUUAUGGGAAAGUCCUCCGAGGUAACUUGGAUGCAACGUCUCCAGAGAGAAGCGAAACGUCACGUGCAAGGAUCGUCGAGCUCCUUGGAGCAUGGCCAAGGCAAGCUGCAAAAUGACCUUGCUCUUCAUACAGUAAACUACCAUCUAGACGAAAUGGGCAUCUCUAUUCCCGAACCGAUGGAAAUAUACGCUAUUCCACCUCGUCAGCUAGCCGAUAGACUACUUGAUGAAUAUUUAAGGACUGUUCACCCGUCUUUUCCUAUCAUUCGCCAAACUCUCUUCACCGCGCAGUAUCGGACGUUUUUUGACAGCAAUGAGCACCCAGGUGAUAAAUGGCUUGCUAUCCUAAAUAUGAUAUUUGCCAUUGGCGCACAGCAUGCCAGUCUCAUUAGGGCUUCAUGGCGCGGGGCGGAUGGAGAUCAUGUCACAUAUCUUGCCCGUGCCAGAAUUCUCAGUAUGAGUGGCCAUGAGUUAUUUAAUCAUCCCGAUUUUCAACAGGUCCAAGUGGAAGGCCUAAUUGCAUUUUAUCUCCUAUCUUCGGGCCAGAUAAAUCGCGCAUGGAGAAUUUCCGCACUGGCAGUCCGAUCCGCUGUUGCGUUAGGGAUCAAUAUGAAAAACAGUAGUCCCACAACACCUAAUAUCGAUAAAGAGGCCCGCUACCGAGUCUGGUGGUGUCUCUACACAUUUGAGCAUCUUUUAGGUAUAAUGACUGGCCGGGCUACCUAUAUUCUGGAUAAUAUUUGCACCACUCCUCUGCCACUUCCUUUUGAGGAUAAUGAGCUCUCUAAUCCAGUGGCCGCGGACAUCCUCAAUGAUACGCAGCUUAGAGAUGAGUGCAUCAACAACGUCAUGGCGAGUGCAUCAGUCCGACAUAUACCUCUCAACCCACUCAAAGGCACAAAAACCUCGCAUCUAGCUCACGUCUAUGAUAGCUCAUGGGUGAAAAGCCUACCUUUAAGCUCUAGCCUCUGCUAUCUAUACUACUGCGACCUAGCGCUUAUCGUCCAGGAAGUCGUGAACAGAGUAUAUUCCACGGAUUGUGUUAUGGAGCCUUGGGCUCAUAUUUUGAAUCGUAUUGGGGAAUUGAGGGUUCGGAUUGACCUAUGGUACCAAAGUCUUCCAGAAAAUUUCAAGUUCUCAGAGAGGAAAGAUGGCCGCCCUGAUUUGCUCCGUUCCAAGUUGGCUUUAAACCUCCACUACUUCAGUGCACGCAUCACGCUUGGACGUCCAUGCCUCUGCCGGCGCGAUGCGCAAAGGGAAAGUUCAGCGAACAGAUCGGCUUUCAGCCGCGAAAUGGCAGAGCUGACUCUACAGUCUGCAAAGCUCAUGCUUGAACUCAUCUCGGAUGAGCCAAAUGUCAUCGAGCUCUACGAGAUCUCCCCGUGGUGGUGUAUCCUGCAUUAUUUAAUGCAGGCAGCGACCGUCAUCCUUUUGAAGAUGUCGUUCUGGAGUGACAAGAUACCGGAAGAAGAGACACACUUUGUGAUCUACGCUAAAAAGUCAAUGCGAUGGCUUUAUGCUAUGUCUGCGCACAGCAUCGCCUCGCAGCGCGCCUGGCAGCUUUGCGACAUCAGUUUGCGGCGUAUAGCGGCCGGCGUGGGAUUCAAUGUCGACGAUAUGCCCUCAGCUUUCGAAUGCCAGCCCACGCCUACCGCUACGCUCGCUCCCAAACACUACUCUUCGCAGAGAUUCCAGUCUGGUUCAACCGAGCUUUGGGAUUCAUUUCUAAAUGACCCCUACCUAGCUUCCCCUGAUGUGCCCUCCACGGGUCCUACGGCAUCGGUAAUGGCUGACCUCCACUUGUCUAACGAUUUGUACUUCCCCUAUGAUCCCAUCAAUGGUGAGUUUAUUCGUUCUUUCUUCCCGCAUUCGGGUGAGGACAGUAAAGAGAUGAUGGAAGAAGGCUGGUAA